AAUGAUAUGUAUCCUGUCCCGAGGUCUCCAUUUAUGUCUCCAUCACUUGCGCACUGUCUUCGCCUCCCCCAUUACGCACUGUUUUGAACUCCCACGGUCUUUGCUGUAAGGCUGGUACUGGGCAUCAUCAAUCGCAUAUUCUACACUGCUUCGACUAGUGAGCGCAUACUUUGAUCGAGUCAGGACACCCUGGCCACGCAUACACCAUGUUUCCCAGUGUAAAGGACCGAGCACGACAACUAUUUGGAGAAGCUGCCGUUCCCGACACUCCACCUCCACCUCCAGUCGCAACUGGUAGGAGAGGCGCUCCGAUAAGAGCGACAGCAACAGCAACAGCCAAGUCGACCCCAGAACCAAAAACACAACCAAAAGCACCCGCGAGACCCUCGAGAACCGACCCCAAAUCCAAGAAGAGUGCGCUGCCACCACCAGCCGAAGAGACACCAAAGCCUAUAGGCUCAUGGCCAAGCCCGUUUGAACAAUUCAAGGCGAGAACGGCGCCACCACCAGCAAAGGUGACACCGCCAACGCCAUCAAAAACUGCUACAUCCAAGUCAGCGAAAUCUGCUUCUGUAGUAUCGAAGUCAGUCAAGUCUUCCAGAGAAAAGGCCGAAAAGUCUUCAAAACCAAGCGAGAAGAAAUCGCGCUCAAAAAGCCCUCCAACUGCCAAAGCCGCACCUACCCCCAAAAAGGCUCCCGAACCCAAAAUCGUCGCAAAGAAGAAAGUCGAAUCAAAACCCGCCCCCGAGCCCAAAAAACCCGCUACUCGCCCCAGUCUCUUCUCCCGCACCACUACCUCCUCCACCUCGCGCCCAAAAAUCCAACGUUCCUCGUCCUCUUCCUCCCUCGACUCCAGCUCCGAAGACGACAGUAGUUCCUCAGACGAAGAGUCAGAAGACGAAGACGACCUCCGCGCAGCCUGCAUGCGCGAAGUCUCCAAGAUCACCGCCCUCAAGGGUAAAAACCUCGCCAUCCAGCUCCGCCAACGCUCCUCGGGCGGCUGGUACGCUGCCCUCAAAGAUGUCGGCGCAGACAAGUACCUCAAGAUGUGGAUGAAUCGCGAUAAGACGUUUGAGACGCAGGAGGAGGCGCUCGAGGCGUAUUUGGUUUUCGUGAAGAAGAUGGGGGCGGAUGUUAAGCUUUUUGGGCCGUUGAGUCCGAAGGUUGGGGGCAGGGGGAGGGGCUUUUUCUCUUAGGUUCUUAGUUGAGCCUUAUAAGAGUGCUGUUGGAAGGGGCGGAUUUGUAACACCAUCUUUUUUUUUCUUUUACCUUCAUUUCUUGGAGCCCUCCGACAGGCCUCUCUUUU
Messenger RNA from Bipolaris sorokiniana ND90Pr, 1306 nucleotides. RefSeq lists its product as uncharacterized. Bases 207 to 1196 code for a protein of 329 amino acids. The record is from RefSeq and is a predicted model, not a curated record. The transcript has a single exon. Lineage: Eukaryota; Fungi; Ascomycota; Dothideomycetes; Pleosporales; Pleosporaceae.